AAUUUGACAUUCAGUGAAAUUGAAAAAUAUCUAAUACGGGGAGCGAGUUCACAAUUUUGUAUAAAAUUACAAAUGAAAACGAUGGUUUCAGUGGAUUUUUCUAAAUAAAAGAAAUGUCGUCGAAAUUGCCCCCAUUUAUCUUACAAGAACUGCCAAAUAUAAGCGAGACUAUUCAAUUUCCACUACAAAGUGUUCAACGCAUAAAGUACACAUGCUUUGAUGUAUCAAAAACAUUCAUUGCCUUCGGUGCCACCAGUGGAGGGAUCUACGUGUUCAACCGUAACCCAUGUGAAUUUAUACAACUGAUUCCAAAUAAGGAUGGAGCUAUAACUCGUUUGGCAAUAUCAUCAGAUGACAAACACAUAGGCUUUGCGAACGGUCGAGGUGUAGUCACAGUAACUGCUUGUAAACAGUCGCUGAGUGGAGGACAUUCUACGGUGACUUCAAAAGAUCACCAAAAUAACGAAGUCACUGCUAUGACAUGGGGUGACACCAGUAUGCUAUUCACUGGUGAUGAUGUCGGCAGAAUAUCCGUGUUGCAGCUUCAAGGAUUCAUUGCCAAAACUAUGUUCCAGAGUUCGUCGCAAACUAUAAUGAAUUUAGACUCACGUAUAUGCCAAAUAGACGUAAAAGAUUCCAUGUUACUUGUGUCCACACUUACCAGAAGUUACAUCUGUGACACUUCCCAGGAACAAUACAGGCAAAUAGGUCAGAAACUUAGAGAUGGGGAUUAUGGAGCGUGUUUCUUUGACAGAGACAAAUCUCUCGAUAACUGUACCCAUACACAUCAUAAUAUUACAGAGAUUAAGAAGUAUAAUAUAGUAGAUAACGAUACAGGAUUUGUUGUAAAUAAGAAACUAGCAAACACGGAUAUAUAUUGUGCCCGACCUUCGUCUAGAUUGUGGGAAGCUAGCAUAAACGGUACAGUAAAACGAACACAUCAGUUUAAACAUGCAUUAGCCAAAAAACCCAUGCCUCUACUAUCCCUAGAAUCGUAUAACAAUGAAAAUAUUUACCUGGAAAAACCUGCAGUCAAUGGCGAUGGUCAAUCAAUAAAUUUUCCCAAAAUUUACAAUUUGAAUGGUACAAUAUUCUCGUUUAGACGGAACGCUUUGUAUUUUCUGAAUCUCGACAGUGUCGAUGAGUCCCUGUGGUACUCGUUCAAUGAUAUUAUAGAUUGUAAAGUUUAUCAUGACUUGAUAUACAUUUGGCUAUCAGAUGGUUCCUUUGUAAAUUUUAGAUAUAUGAAAAUUGAAAAGUUUCUUAUUAAGUGUUAUGUAGAUGCGAAAUUUAGACUAUGUGCUGAAAUGUGUGCCUUGUUCAGAGAUUUUCUCCUUUCGAAAUGUUUGUCUAGUAAAAUGCACAUUAUAGUUGGUUUGAGAGAUAAAUUGCAAGACAAGGAGUUGUUGGACAGUAUAGGAGACGUUUUAAAUAAAUUUGAUAGUUUAAAAUCAAAUGAUGCUACGCAAAUGAAAUCGGGAAUAUUCGUUGUGGAUAACACUUAUCAUACAUCUUGUAUGUUGGAAGAAGAUUGCGAUACGCAAGAUCAGAAUAUAAACGAAGAAAAUAAGUUCACAACGCUAUCUCCUGAAGCGUUGCAAGCAUUCAAAGAUCUCAGUGUAUCAGUGUCUGAUAAAAUAAGUACGAGCAAGAAAAUUCUAAGAGAAAAAUGGGAGGAUUUCGAAGGAAAAAUGAAAAAUCUCACUGUAGAAAAGCCACAAGUUCAAGAAGUUAGUCUUCCAAAGCGACUACCUCCUGACAACGUGGAAUACAUGCCAGAACUGUUAGGCGAAGAUAUCAUUUACAAAGAAUCUAGUCAGAAAGCCAUCGAAAUAGACAAUAAUAGUUUAGCACAAGACAAAGUGUGCAAAUUUCUCUAUCAAUACUUUAGGUUAAGUCUAGUCGGUAAGGAGUCGGAACGAUCGAAUUUAGUUUCCACUAUCGAAAGCAACGCCUGUGAUAUUAGUCAGAUCUACGAACUUAUGUUACAAUUAGAACAAUACUGUUUGUCUGUUGGAGCCCAAGAGGAAUCCAAGUAUGUUCCGAAUAAUAUUUUUCUAACGUACUUGAGUUGUUCAACUAGGAAAACUAAAUUAUUGGACGCUAUCAUAAGCGAUGAAGUUCUAUAUAAAUACUUUGUUGAUUCAUGCAUAUCUGUGAAUGUUAAAACUCAGAGACUUUCGAAUUUGGGGUGUGAAUGUGGUUUUCCUUUGCCUUACACACGAACGCAUCAGAAUCCCGUAUUUUGCGAACUAAUAGACGAAUUUAUCGAGAGACAAUGGUCUAGCAACUCGAGAGAACAGUGCUAUGACAUAUGCAAAAGAAUGCCGUAUCUUUGGAGGAAGAUAUUGUAUUUGAGAAGGAACGAGGACUUGCACAACGUGUUGAGAGUGCUUUUACAGAUGUUAGAUGAGAACUUACUGCAUUCGUUUUUGCCACAAUUCACGCUGGAAAUUUGGGAUGGGGCGAUAAGGCUUUACGCUACCUUACACGCUAAUAUGUGUCUGAAUUGCAAUAAGAAGUUCCAUCAUGUUUCUGUUAAGGAUAUGCUGAGUUGGGACGAUGUGGGAGCUCUCAUUAUUAAAUCUGUGGGAGGAAAAAAUGCUAUGAAAGUUCUGGAGAAGCACGCAAGGUUGAUAGAUAUUGGGGAGUUGACGAUGAAGUUUUAUCACACAGCGUUACUUGUGGCGAUGUACGAGAAAUAUGAUUCGACGAUAACUUGCCAGUUGACGGAUGCUUUGUACGGCGCGUACGCUUUCGAAGAUUCCAGACUUGAGAUCUACCAAUUAUUACGGAGUACUUCUGGACAUUUGAAGAACACAACAUUACCAAUUACUGUCGCUGCAAAAACAAUCCACUGGGGUCUAACACCAAUACUGGAGACUAGAACCAACACAAGUACCAACGAGGAGAACGAAAAACCAUCAAAUAUCAUAAAGGACAUUUCAUUUAAAGAAAUCGUGGAAAACUUGAAGUGUAUCUACAAAUGUGAUACUGAUUGUACUCUCUGCGGGUUGCCAUUGCAAAAUGAGGUGCUGAUCCAAGAUGGCGGACUAUGGGUUUUCAGAUGUGGCCACAUAUUUCACGGUGCGUGCUUAGAUUUGAAUAAAGUUAAACUGUGUCCGUCUUGCCCUAAGUUCGUUUAAUGUGUUCAAGUUUUUAACUCCCUAUGGCAUAAGCACCGCGAUCUAUAGGUACAUAUAAUAAAAUGGAAGAAAAGUCAGUCUGUACAUUGAAUAUUUUUUUUAAUAGAAUACUUGGGGUGUGAUCUACAAUCGAUACCGAAACGGGAUAAAAACUGUAUGUCCGGGAUAAACUCAAAAAGUACUACAGGGAUAUACUUCAAAUUUAGCACGAAUAUUAUUAAGAAGUCGGGUCCACAUAUAGACAUAUUAUCACGAAACUACCCCUAAGGGUAUACGGGGGUUGGAAAUUUGUAUGAAAUUUCUAUGUUUUUGAAGUAAGAGACUUGAAAUUUAACAUGUAUGUUCUAUAGAUGGUGUAAAGGUGUACUAAUAAUGUAUCUUUAGAAAUUAAACCCCUUUAGGGGUCAAAAAGUAUGUGCAAAUAAUUAACCGCUAGUUAGAAGUAUAUGUAGGGCCAGCGACUUCGUAUAAGUAUAAAAAAUAUUUUCCCAUGCAAAAUUAUACACCUUUUUCACCCCUUUAAACGAUGGUUUCUGCAAUAAAAAUUAUCAUAUGUUUUUUCCAGGGACUCCAACUAUCUCUUUACCAAAUUUCAUCUUAAUCAGUUCAGUGGUUUAAGCGUGAAGAGGUAAGAGACAGAAAGACGCACUUUCGCAUUUAUAAUAUUAGUAUAUAUGUUGAUUUUUGUCUGUCUUGUGUAAAAAGUACAAUUAUUUAAGUAUUUUUAAUGAUUAAUAUGUAAAAACUCUUUUUUAUCACUUCUAAUGGUCAAACUCCAUAGUUAUUAUACAAUUGAACGUCAUAAAAUAGUGAUACAUAUCAUAUCGCUAUGCUCAUGCUAGACGGGUAGGCUUUUCAUGUUUUUAUGUAUUUAUUUAUGUUAUAAAUAGUUUUACACGGAAUGAGUAAAAAUCACGGAUUAAAUUUUUUGUAAUCUAUAUAAAAAUUCUCGUGUCGCGGUGUGCGUAAUUGAACUACUCCGAAACGGCUCGACCGAUUUUCGUGAAAUUUUAUAUGCAUAUUCUAGGUCUGAGAAUCGCACAACGUCUAUUUUUCAUCCCCCUAAAUGUGAAACGGUGGUCCACACUUUUUUUUGCGCAAUAUUUUUUGUUUUUGUUUUUUUAUGAUACAUCAUACAAAAAUACAUACAACCCUAAAUUUUCCUAUCCAUAUUUUUAUGGCGAUACGGAGUUCGCUGGCUCAGCUUCUUUUUAUAUAAAACUCAUAUUUCAUUAAAACUCUCGCCGAUUCAAAAACGAAGCGAAAAUGUCAAUGUGAGGCAUUCUCUCCCUCUCGCUCAUUAUUCCUAACGGGUUAUGCGAGAGGGACAGAAUGCCUUGUGUGGUCCUUUUUGAUUUGUUUCUUUACUAUUGUAAGUUGUGAGAACAAGAACAAACACCUAACUAAUAUUCAAAUAAUAAAACUUAAAAAUCAAUCUUAUUAUUGCUGUAGCUACGACAGCUAAGAACGAAUUUUGAAUUUGUAUUUUUUUUUUUAAUUUCUACAUAUUUAUCCAAAAAAUAGAGAUAUGCAAAAUCAGUAACUUGAAAUUGUUAUUAGAUAUUUUUUUAAUGUACCUCUAUUUGUUAUGUUUAUAGUUAUCCUAAGUUGUAUUAUUUAUAUGAAUGAACUUAACUUUCUAGAUCAUGUUCAAAAUCUUACUUCAGGACAAAGAAAUCGAGUACACGUUAUUUUUAUUUAAUAGUGAUAAAAUAGAUUUGAAUGUGUAAAUUAUAAAGUUUACCUUGAACAACUAGGUCUAUAUUUUAUUUUUAACACUGAAAUUAGCAAUAAUAUGUGUUUGCUGUUCUAUUGUUUCACCGUAUAUAAUUUUUAUUCCAUUUACAUUACGAAACCCGUAAAAUUUUAAUUACUAAUGUUAAUAUAAUAGCGCAAUGCAACUUAGAGCGGACGCGUGCUGAGAGACAUUUGAGAAAUAGGAUUUGAAAAGACUAUUGCUGUCACGUAUUGGGAAAUGCCGUGUGAUUGGGACAAAAGUAGUUAACGCUGAAAAUUGCAUAUAAAAAUUGCAAAGUAGGGAGUUUUACUCUCGACAAUAUCUUCCCCGAAAAUUAGAUAUAUGUAAAAGAAAUUUUACACAAAUAAUAAUGAGUUGUACUAUGCCUCUGUUUUUUUUUGUAAAUGCUUAUUAAAUCUUCAUACUAGACGUUUUAGUGGUGAUAAAAAAUUGUCUAUUUUGUCCUUUUUCGAGGGCUCCUACCUUGAAGCUUCUUUGAAACACAAGUUAUCGAAAAAAGGAAAACAGGAGCAUAGAAUGAGUAAAAUUAUAUUUUAUGUAUGAAAAUCAAUUCUUUAGUGAUAAAAAUCAGAAAGGAAUAAGUCUAGAACGUUUGUAUGGAGGAAACAUUGCGCGCCUCUCCUCUUAAUUCUGUACCUAUUAAAAUACAGACUCAGUAUUAUAGAAAACAUAAUUUUUCCGUCAAAGAAAUAUAUUUUAUAAUCAUUGUAUACGUCUCAAGUGCAUAAUAGUGUGUAAUGUUAGUUUUAUUUAUUUAAUGCAUUGCUAAAGGAUUAUUAUAUAAAAAUAAUAGCUUUCUGCGCACUAUUACUAUAUACAAACUUUAUAACGCUUUAAAUGGGAUACUAAGAUUUUUUCUUCACGUAACAAAAUAUAUAAAUAAUAAAAACAAUUCAAAGCAUUUUAAAUCAUUAAUAUACUCAUGAACACUUUGGCGUUCAAUUUAAUUACAAAGUUUAUAUAUAGUUGUUUAAUAAAAACAAUUAUGAUAUUUUAUAUUUUUAAACUGCAUGCGUUCUAUACGUUUAUAUUGUAUUAAACUGCCCAUGUAACAAGUUAUAACCUGCUAACCUGUGAGCAUGAGCUCCAAAAAUCAAAUCAGUACUUUAUUAAAAGAUCUUUAGAAAUUUUUAUAUCGAAAUCAUUUUAACAGCUCUUUUGCGCUCGAUUUUCAUCCUUAGAGAUUAGGUGCGGGUUAUUGUGGUUAAACUUAUAUUUUUAUGAUCUUUAAUCGAAAUGGGGAAGAAAAAUGACAAUUUAUCCCGUGGUAACUGUGUAGUUCACACAGUUCGGCCUCCUAGUAGAUGUAAACGCGAUAUUGCUUCCUUAGGCGGAACCAAAUGACAGUGUGACGUCAUAUUCUAUAGCAAUUUCAAAGCAAUGUUAGGCGGUUGAGGAGCUCGAUGGCGCAGGUGGUUAGCGUGUUCGGUUGCGAUUGUUGAAGUUAAGCAACUUUUGCAGUGGUCGGUCAUUGGAUGGGUGAGCAAAAAUCUUCUAUCUCGAGUUCAUCCGAAUGUGUUUCGGAAGGCACGUUAAGCCGUUGGUCCCGGCUGCAUUCUGUAGUCGUUAGCACUCGCCAAUUCUGGGCCCGCGUGGUGGGUCAUGGCCUAAUCUCCCUAUUCCAUCCAUAGGGAAUGCCUGUGCCCCAGCAGUAGGGACAUUAAUAGGCUGAUGAUGAUGAUGAUGUUAGGUGGUUGACCCGCUGCAGAACACCACGCGUCCUGCCCACCCUCUCAGAAGGCAAUGUCUUUAAAACGUGUAGUACGUGACUGACUUGGUUUCCAGAUGUGAGGAGGAAGGGAAUUCAAUGUAUUCCUGAAAGUAACUCAAAUUAUAAAUAUUUUUUAUAUCGGUUAUCUCGUAAUACGUACUGAAAUUUAGACACGGGAUAAAUUGUCAUUUUUCUGGUGUGGUGUGGUUAAUAUAGUGUGAACUGUCAUAUAAUUUCGAAUCCCUUCCCGCCACGUUAUCAUGUAGACAAUAUUACCGUGUUAAUCGGAUGAGAAAUGUCGGAGUGAUCUGUGUACAUACAUAAAAUAAACAUACCGACUUAAUUAAGAACCCCCUCCUUUUGAAGUCGCACAAAAAGUUGCACUCAGAGUGUAGGUUAAGGCCUUGAAGUGACAGGCUUGUCAAGAACGUCGAAAGCGCCAUCUGUAAUGGGCUUUACGUUUUAUUCCCCAUUUACCCCAAUCCUGAUCUCAAGUGUAAGUCUUGUCCCGGGGGUCAAACGACUAACAGGAUUGCUAUCGCUAUCGCUUACGAUUUCCUAUUGUUAUCCCUGACCGCCGAAGGUUUUCAAAUGCCUCGCGCUAUUUUGUUUUUCUUUUGUAUUGGUAAUAACAAUACUAAGAAAAUGAGCGCGAGGUAUUCGAAAACCUGAGGCGGUCAGAUAACAAAACUAAAUCCUAAACAAUAACGAUUGCCAUAGCAAUCCCGUUAGGCAAUUGGCCCCCAGUCCUGGUGAAGUUUAUUAACGUUAUUCAGUCUCAGCUUUUAAUAAUCUAAUACAAAUUAACUAACUACUGGCAAUAAGGUAGAAAACUCGCUAGCAGGUAAAAUCAGUCGUAAUUAACAAAGAUUUGAUUUCUUCAACGCAUAAAGAGACAGUUCUAUAAGACUCAAUUGAGAUGCUUGUUUACAUAAUGUUGUUUAUAAAAACCUAUAGACACAUUUUUUUCGUUUUUUUAUCAACACCUAAAAUAAAUAAUAAUGAAAAAUGAAUCUAAAAUGGCGUGUUGAAGAAGAUAGAGUGAAAAUUCCUUGCAUCACUAUUUUAAAUGAUGAGUUAUUAAGAUAACUCCAUCAACGAAUAAGAAAUGAUAUACAAAGCAUUACUACUAACAAAGGUCGCUAAAACAUGCUUCCAAACUCGUACAACCAACUUCAAUACUAACGCGACACGCACGCAGCCAAAACGAAAUAUUUGACCAAUCAAAUAUCUGCAAAUGCAUUCGGUUAUCCAUUCAUUGGGUAAAAUAAUGGUAAGCGGAAUUUUUAACCAAUCCCAUGAUCGGCAUGUUGAUCGCAGUUCUUUCGCCCCGCCCACUUGAUCGCAAUUUUUUCGCCACGCCCACUCGAUCGCAGUCUGCAUGGAACCACUUUUUAGCGCAGUUCGUAUUCCAUAUUAUUUCUAAUUCGUUGAAAUUGAAAUAAUUAAAUGCACUUACUUCACAAUACAGCUAUUAGCUUAGCAAAAUUUGUUUUGUUAUUUAACAAAGAGUGUUAAUUAUCUACGUAUAUUUUAGUGAUAUUAGUGAGAAUCGUGUUUGAAUGUUGAUAUUAUAUUUAAUUAUAUUUAUGUUAAUAAUUAAGCUAUAGAAUUACAUUUUAGUAGUGUUUACCAGAAAAAUAAAACACCUCGCCAUAUUGCGGAGAAAUAUGGAACUAAUUUUCAAUAGAACUUUGUUAUUGCGAUGUACUGCAAAGUGAGUGGGGCGCACCGAAUCUUGGAAUUUUAUUUCUCUGGUAAGGCUUAAAUUACUGAGAAGGUAUACCAAAAAAUCUAUUUAGAUAGCUAUUUAACAAUAUUGAAAAAUGUACUUAAAACUGUUUUUUUACUAACGAAUACUAUUAUAUUGGAACAUGUUGUGGAUUUACUCCGCUUCUAGCUGGUAUAUAAAUAUUAUUAAUUACCAUUAUAUCGAAGUAAGUUAUAACUGCAUAACUGUCGCACGUCCGUACUCAAAGAGACACCAAUUAACUUUGAAGUAUGAUUCAAGAUAAACAGUGCUCUUUCGUAAGAUGUAUUAUAUUAAAUAAAACAAGUUUCAGCGGGUUAAAUGCACUGAUUUUAUUUAUUUAUUUAUUUUGUUUCCAUGAUUUAACAUAAGAAGGAGAUAGAAAGCCUCUCUGAGUUUGUUUCGCCAGUUCUUCUAAGAAAGGUCUCCCAAUUUUGGAACCGGUGGUAAUUUACGGUAUUUAGGGCCAAAUAAAUAAACUCAAAAAUAUAAAAAAGAAUUGAAAAAAGUACUUCGUUAAUUAAAUUAGUUAUUAAUAUACAUAAAAUAGUUAGGUAAUAAAAUUCAUACAUAGACAAUGAAGUUUUAAAAAUAUUCUAAUGAAAUAUCCGAACGCUCAAUAAAAGUCUUUCGAAAAUAACUUGACAAAAUAAAUAAAAAAUAAUUAUUCCGACGACGCAUUCCUGCAAAAGAUGCAAAACGUCAAUAAAUAAAUAAAAUCAGUACAUCUUACCCUUGUUUUAUGUGCGUGGAAACCUAAGAAACAAAUAUGUAUUAUGUUACAUUAAAUUUAUUUGAUGUCUAUGAGUAAUUACGAAAAAUGAAGACGCUAUUAUAGUAACGUAUGUCCGCCAUUUAAGUAGCGAAUAACAAAAUGGCGAUUUGUGUCAUAUAUAAAGAAGCAUUGUAAAUAAUGUACAAAUUGAAAAUAUUUUUGUAAACGCAAAUAACUAUUUAGCCAUAUCAUAUCUUUGUAUACUUAUUAUAUACUGUGUAACUUUUACCAAACUUAUAGAUUAUCUGUGUUUUUAUUAAAGGAAAUGCGAUAUGAGAUUUGUGUACAGUGCGACUAACAUCUUGUGGUGCGUGGCCGAAAUAAGAACUAAUUUUAGAAAGGCAUAAAGAAGCCUUUUAACCCUAGAAAAAGGUGUAAAUAAAGCUUCUAUUACGUACUCUUUCCGAGUUGCUGUCCCCUUUAGUGAGGAGAUUUUAACUUUAGUAGGGAGAUUUUACCUUUAAUGAGGAGAUUUUACCUUUAGUGGGGAGAUUUUACCUUUAGUGGAGAGAUUUUACGUACUUAGUAAACCUCAUUUCACCACUUGUUCACCAGCAGCGCCCUCCUGUCAAUGUCAUAUAGACGCCACAAGAUCUAGAUCGCACUGUAACAUGGAAUUCGCGGCUGCCAUUUUUUUUCGUGUAGUUGCCAUAGAUAAAAAUCUAUUAAAUGUUUAAUAUCAUUUAAAAACUUAGUAGAAAAUAUACAUGUAUAAAUUAGUUAUAUUUAUGUGCAGUAAAUUAUAUGUUUAUUUAAACGUAGCGUUAAUUUGUUAAAUAUAUUUUUGCUACUCUAAAAUCAUGCAGAUUUUCCUAUAAUUUUUACUAUUAGAACCAUUACUUAUGUGUAAAUAACAUCCAAAAUUGACAACUGAUAUCUUUAAUUAAUUUUAAAAGCUUAUCCUAUUUGUACUUACACUAUCUAAAAAACAAUUGAAGAAAGUCAUUUGAGAAUGCCUUUGUAAUUUAUUGUAAUUGUUUCCUGCAUAACUUAAUUGUGUGUAUAGUGGUAGCUUACAAAAAAGAUGGCGACGUAAAGUUAUACCGCCUUAUCAUUUACUGAAAAAAAUAAAUGCUUUAUUCUCGAUUAAAAGACUUGUUUCAGUUGAUAUCAAACCACAUGAAAGAGAUAAUAAGAUCCAUUACCUUAUAUAUCGGCAUGUUUUUUUUUGAUAAUUAGUUAUAAGGGAAU
Messenger RNA from Chilo suppressalis (striped riceborer), 10332 nucleotides. The record is from the annotation of a GenBank genome assembly. NCBI's taxonomy places the organism in Eukaryota, Metazoa, Arthropoda, Insecta, Lepidoptera, Crambidae.